AAACAAACUUUAAUGCAACAUAUUCUCCGAUGUGACUAUGAGGCUUGCAGACAAUACCUGAUGAAUCUCGAACAGGCAGUUGUCUUGGAUCAGAACCCCCAGGUGCUGCAGACGUUCCUUGGCCACAGAUGCGACGGGAACCGCAAUAUUCUGCAUGCUUGUGUCUCCGUAUGCUUUCCAACCAGCAACAAGGAGACAAAAGAGGAAGAGGAGGCAGAGCGCUCCGAGAGGAAUACGUUUGCUGAAAGGCUGUCGGCUGUUGAAGCAAUCGCAAAUGCGAUCUCAGUGGUGUCGAGCAACGGCCCAGGAAAUCGGGCAGGGUCGUCCAGCAGCAGAAGUUUGAGAUUAAGAGAAAUGAUGAGAAGAUCCUUGAGAGCUGCUGGAUUGGGCAGACACGAAGCUGGUGCUUCCUCAAGUGAACAUCAGGAUCCAGUUUCUCCUCCGAUAGCUCCUCCCAGCUGGGUUCCAGAUCCACCUGCCAUGGAUCCAGAUGGUGACAUUGAUUUUAUCCUGGCCCCCGCUGUGGGAUCUCUUACCACAGCAGCGACUGGCACCAGCCAAGGACCUAGCACCUCCACUAUACCAGGUCCUUCUACCGAACCAUCUGUAGUGGAAUCAAAGGAUCGGAAGGCAAAUGCUCAUUUCAUACUGAAAUUACUAUGUGAUAGUGUCGUUUUACAGCCUUAUCUUCGAGAACUGCUGUCAGCCAAGGAUGCAAGAGGUAUGACACCAUUUAUGUCAGCAGUUAGUGGCAGGGCAUAUCCUGCUGCAAUUACAAUUCUAGAAACUGCACAAAAAAUUGCUAAAGCUGAGGCAACUUCAAGUGAAAAAGAAGAUGAUGUGUUUAUGGGAAUGGUUUGUCCUUCUGGUACAAAUCCAGAUGACUCUCCCUUGUAUGUGUUGUGUUGUAACGAUACCUGCAGUUUUACGUGGACUGGUGCAGAGCAUAUUAAUCAAGAUAUAUUUGAAUGCCGAACGUGUGGCUUGUUGGAAUCUCUCUGUUGCUGCACAGAAUGUGCAAGGGUCUGCCACAAAGGCCACGACUGCAAGCUCAAACGAACAUCCCCGACAGCCUACUGUGAUUGCUGGGAAAAGUGCAAGUGUAAAACUCUAAUUGCAGGACAAAAGUCUGCUCGCCUUGAUCUGCUUUACCGACUGCUUACCACAACAAAUCUGGUUACUAUGCCAAAUAGCAGGGGCGAGCAUCUUCUGCUGUUUUUAGUGCAGACAGUAGCCAGGCAAACGGUGGAGCACUGCCAGUACAGGCCGCCUAGAAUCAGGGAAGAUCGUAAUCGUAAAACUGCAAAUCCAGAAGAUUCUGAUAUGCCUGAUCAUGACUUAGAACCUCCUCGAUUUGCCCAGCUUGCUUUGGAACGUGUUUUGCAAGACUGGAACGCACUGAAAUCCAUGAUCAUGUUUGGCUCCCAGGAAAAUAAAGACCCUCUUAGUGCAAGCAGUAGGAUAGGUCACCUUUUGCCUGAAGAACAAGUUUACCUUAAUCAGCAAAGUGGAACUAUUCGCUUGGACUGUUUCACACACUGCCUUAUUGUCAAGUGUACAGCAGACAUUCUGCUCUUAGAUACUUUGCUGGGUACUCUGGUAAAGGAGUUACAAAACAAAUAUACACCAGGACGCAGAGAAGAAGCUAUUGCUGUUACAAUGAGGUUCCUGCGUUCUGUGGCAAGAGUGUUUGUCAUUCUUAGUGUAGAAAUGGCUUCCUCAAAAAAGAAAAACAAUUUUAUUCCACAGCCAAUUGGAAAAUGUAAACGUGUGUUCCAGGCAUUAUUGCCCUAUGCUGUUGAAGAGUUGUGCAAUGUAGCAGAAUCUCUAAUUAUUCCAGUCAGGAUGGGAAUUGCACGUCCUACAGCACCCUUUACUCUUGCUAGCACUAGCAUAGAUGCCAUGCAGGGAAGUGAAGAGCUGUUUUCUGUCGAGCCUCUACCACCUAGGCCAUCAUCUGACCAGUCUAGCAGUUCUAGUCAGUCUCAAUCGUCCUAUAUCAUAAGGAAUCCUCAGCAGAGACGGAUCAGCCAGUCACAGCCAGUUCGUGGUAGAGAUGAAGAACAAGACGAUAUCGUUUCAGCAGAUGUGGAAGAGGUUGAGGUGGUUGAGGGUGUAGCUGGUGAAGAGGACCACCAUGAUGAACAAGAAGAACACGGAGAAGAAAAUGCUGAAGCAGAAGGACAGCACGAUGAGCAUGAUGAAGAUGGCAGUGAUAUGGAGUUGGAUCUGCUGGCUGCAGCUGAAACAGAAAGUGACAGUGAGAGUAACCACAGUAAUCAGGACAAUGCUAGUGGGCGCAGAAGUGUUGUCACUGCAGCUACUGCUGGGUCAGAAGCAGGAGCUAGCAGUGUCCCAGCGUUCUUUUCCGAAGAUGACUCUCAGUCAAACGAUUCCAGUGAUUCCGAUAGCAGCAGCAGUCAGAGCGAUGACAUAGAGCAGGAGACCUUCAUGCUCGAUGAACCUCUGGAGAGGACCACCAACAGCUCCCACGCCAACGGCGCUGCGCAGGCGCCCCGCUCCAUGCAGUGGGCUGUGCGGAACACGCAGAACCAGCGAGCUGCCAGCGCUGCCCCCUCCAGCACCUCGGCCCCCGCAGCAAGCUCAGCAGGCUUGAUAUACAUCGACCCGUCCAACCUGCGCCGGAGUGGUACCAUCAGUACAAGUGCUGCAGCAGCAGCUGCUGCUCUUGAAGCCAGCAAUGCCAGCAGCUAUCUAACAUCUGCAAGCAGCUUAGCAAGGGCAUACAGUAUUGUGAUACGACAGAUAUCUGAUCUGAUGGGUCUGAUCCCCAAGUACAAUCAUCUCGUGUACUCCCAGAUUCCCGCUGCAGUGAAGCUGACUUACCAAGAUGCAGUAAACUUGCAGAACUAUGUAGAAGAAAAGCUUAUUCCCACUUGGAAUUGGAUGGUUAGCAUCAUGGACUCUACAGAAGCUCAGCUGCGUUAUGGCUCUGCUCUAGCAUCUGCUGGUGACCCAGGGCAUCCGAAUCAUCCCCUGCACGCGUCUCAGAACUCGGCCCGAAGGGAGAGGAUGACAGCCCGGGAGGAAGCAAGCCUACGGACACUCGAGGGCAGGAGACGUGCUACUUUACUGAGUGCCCGUCAGGGGAUGAUGUCGGCACGCGGUGAUUUCCUGAACUACGCGCUGUCCCUGAUGCGUUCGCACAAUGAUGAGCACUCAGAUGUUCUUCCUGUUCUAGAUGUCUGCUCACUAAAGCAUGUAGCAUAUGUUUUUCAAGCCCUUAUUUAUUGGAUUAAAGCAAUGAAUCAACAAACAACAUUGGAUACUCCUCAGCUGGAACGGAAAAGAACUCGGGAACUUUUGGAACUGGGUCUAGACAAUGAAGAUUCAGAACAUGAAAAUGAUGAUGACACCAAUCAAAGUGCUACACUCAAUGACAAGGAUGACGACUCCCUCCCAGCAGAGACUGGCCAGAAUCAUCCGUUUUUCCGACGGUCAGACUCCAUGACGUUCCUCGGUUGCAUUCCACCCAACCCUUUUGAGGUUCCUCUGGCAGAGGCCAUCCCCCUAGCAGACCAGCCCCAUCUGUUACAGCCAAAUGCUCGCAAGGAAGAUCUGUUUGGCCGACCAAGUCAGGGUUUAUAUUCAUCUUCUGCCAACAGUGGGAAGUGCUUAGUGGAAGUGACAGUGGAUAGAAACUGCCUUGAGGUUCUUCCAACUAAAAUGUCUUAUGCAGCCAAUUUGAAAAACGUCAUGAGUAUGCAGAAUCGGCAGAAGAAGGAAGGAGAGGAACAAAAUGUGCCCGCCGAGGAAUCUGAGGGUUCAAAGCCGGGGCCUUCUGCGCAUGAUCUUGCAGCACAGCUGAAAAGCAGCUUGUUGGCAGAGAUCGGGCUGACAGAAAGCGAAGGGCCACCUCUCACAUCCUUCAGGCCACAGUGCAGUUUCAUGGGCAUGGUGAUAUCUCAUGACAUGUUACUGGGACGCUGGCGCCUUUCUUUAGAGUUGUUUGGUAGAGUGUUCAUGGAAGAUGUUGGAGCAGAGCCUGGAUCGAUCUUGACUGAAUUAGGUGGCUUUGAAGUAAAAGAAUCAAAAUUCCGCAGAGAGAUGGAAAAGCUUAGAAACCAGCAGUCCAGGGAUUUAACGUUGGAGGUUGAUCGAGACAGAGAUCUUCUAAUUCAGCAAACCAUGAGGCAGCUCAACAAUCACUUUGGUCGCAGAUGUGCCACCACUCCAAUGGCCGUACACAGAGUAAAAGUGACUUUUAAGGACGAGCCCGGAGAGGGCAGCGGUGUAGCACGAAGCUUUUAUACUGCCAUUGCCCAGGCCUUUCUGUCAAAUGAGAAACUGCCAAAUCUAGAUUGUAUUCAGAAUGCCAACAAGGGUACCCAUACAAGUCUGAUGCAGAGAUUGCGAAAUAGGGGGGAAAGAGAUCGGGAAAGGGAACGAGAGAGAGAAAUGCGGAGAAGUAGUGGCUUGCGAGCUGGUUCUCGGAGAGAUAGGGAUAGGGACUUUAGAAGACAACUUUCCAUUGACACACGGCCUUUUAGACCAGCAUCAGAAGGAAAUCCUAGUGAUGACCCUGAUCCUCUUCCAGCACAUAGACAAGCCCUUGGAGAAAGGCUUUACCCUAGAGUACAAGCAAUGCAACCAGCUUUUGCAAGUAAAAUCACGGGAAUGUUGUUGGAAUUGUCUCCUGCUCAGCUGCUACUGUUACUAGCUAGUGAAGAUUCCCUUCGAGCAAGAGUUGAUGAAGCCAUGGAGCUCAUUAUUGCACAUGGAAGGUAAAAUAUUGAGAAUUCUGAUAAAAGAUGAAAACUAGAAAAUAGAAAGCGACAUGGUUCCAGCCGCAGUGUAGUAGAUAUGGAAUUAGAUGAUACAGAUGAUGGGGAUGAUAAUGCACCACUUUUCUACCAACCUGGAAAACGAGGUUUUUAUACACCAAGGCCUGGUAAAAACACAGAAGCAAGGCUGAAUUGUUUCAGAAACAUCGGCAGAAUCCUAGGGUUGUGCUUGUUGCAGAAUGAACUAUGUCCCAUCACGUUAAAUAGACACGUAAUCAAAGUUCUUCUUGGAAGAAAAGUGAACUGGCAUGAUUUUGCUUUUUUUGAUCCGGUUAUGUACGAAAGCCUUCGGCAACUGAUCCUCGCUUCCCAGAGUACGGAUGCGGAUGCAGUGUUUGCAGCAAUGGAUUUAGCAUUUGCAAUAGACCUGUGUAAGGAGGAGGGCGGAGGGCAGGUUGAACUUAUUUCCAAUGGUGUAAAUAUACCAGUCACUCCUCAGAAUGUGUAUGAAUAUGUACGGAAAUAUGCAGAGCACCGAAUGUUGGUAGUGGCAGAACAGCCCCUACAUGCAAUGAGGAAAGGUCUCCUGGAUGUGCUUCCAAAGAAUUCAUUAGAAGAUUUAACAGCAGAAGAUUUCAGACUUCUGGUAAAUGGCUGUGGUGAAGUAAAUGUGCAAAUGCUUAUCAGCUUUACAUCUUUCAAUGAUGAGUCAGGAGAAAAUGCUGAGAAGCUUUUGCAGUUCAAGCGUUGGUUUUGGUCCAUAGUUGAGAAGAUGAGUAUGACAGAAAGACAAGAUCUAGUGUACUUUUGGACAUCAAGUCCAUCACUGCCUGCCAGUGAGGAGGGAUUCCAACCUAUGCCAUCAAUCACAAUAAGACCACCAGAUGACCAACAUCUUCCUACAGCAAACACUUGCAUUUCUCGCCUUUAUGUCCCGCUCUAUUCCUCUAAGCAGAUUUUGAAACAGAAAUUGUUACUCGCCAUUAAGACCAAGAAUUUUGGUUUUGUGUAGAGUAUAAAAAGUGUGUAUUGCUGUGUAAUAUUACUAGCUAAGUUUUGUAGAUUUUUCCAUUUGUCUAUAAAAGUUUAUGAAAGUUAAUGCUGUCAUACCCCUGGUGGUACUUUAAAAAUAAAAUGCAAACAUUCCUGUACUAAAUUUGUAACGUAAAGGCCUAAGGAGCACUAGCAAUAUCUGAUCGCAACAGUUUGCUAGUCAGUAACUCCUUGGCCUAACCCCAGCCAAAGAUGACAGCAGAACAAUAUAAUUUACACUGUGAUUUAUCUUUUUGCUGAGGGAAAAUAUGUAAAAUGUUCUGAAAAUUCACUGCUGCCUUUGUGGAAAGUGUUUCAGCAAAGGUUCUUGUAUAGAGGGAGUAGGGAAUUUCAAAAUAAAAAAUUAAGUAUGUUCUGUGUUUUAUUUUAACUUUUUUAUGGUGUUUAAUUUGUGGUUGGCUGCAAUUGUGUAUCAUGUAUAUUGAACUUGUAAAAAGUUCCUGACGGCUCGGAUCUCAGACUUGAGAUCAUUCACUUAUGAAACCACUUUCAUUGCAAUUUUUGUUUGGGUUGCAUUGAACUCUGGCACAUCAGAUACCAUCACUAAUAUUUUGCAUGUAAUCUGUACCUUUAGUGGUUUUUUCUUUUUUUCUUCUUUUUUUUUUUUUGUACAUAUGAUGAGGCCAAUGCACAGUAUUUCAUAGUUCACAAUCAACAAUUUUUGUAUCCCUAUUUCAGUGAACAGACAGUCAGGAAACUGUUCCACUACCAGUUCUAACCAGACACUUGUACUACGUUAUCUUAACUAUGUAAACUCAGCCUGGGCACUUUCUGGUAACUGUAAAAUGUUUAUAAGAUCAUGAUUAUUGAAGAUACAUUUUGGAAAACUUUAAUGUUCGUGAGCAGCUUAACUUCUUUUGUAUCUAGCCUUUUUUAAGUAUCUUGUUACAGUUUUUUAAUAAAGAAAUUACAGACAAAAUACCAA
Tinamus guttatus (white-throated tinamou) is the source of this 6723-nucleotide messenger RNA. NCBI's taxonomy places the organism in Eukaryota, Metazoa, Chordata, Aves, Tinamiformes, Tinamidae. The record is from RefSeq and is a predicted model, not a curated record.